AAAAGCUAACGGAUUCGAAUACUUUUUUUGUUCGAAGCCAUUUUGUCAAGGAUACGAGGCGUGCGCUGAGGUUGUUUUUGUCCUUUUUAUUUGAGCUACUUUGUUAAAUAAUACUCGUAUAAAUAGGCACGGCAUUACAUCGUCGAGAUAUUUCAUCUCCACAAAGUUAUCGUCCUAAUAUCGCAUGUCCUCUAUUCAGAACCUCCAAUCUUUUGAUCCCUUUGCUGAUGCAACCAAGGGUGACGAUUUACUCCCGGCGGGGACAGAAGAUAAAAUCCACAUAAGGAUACAGCAACGAAACGGACGCAAGACCCUAACCACUGUUCAAGGGAUCGCGGCCGAUUACGACAAGAAGAAGCUUGUGAAGGCCUUCAAGAAGAAAUUUGCCUGCAAUGGUACUGUGAUUGAACACCCUGAGUACGGUGAGGUCAUCCAGCUGCAGGGAGACCAGAGAAAAAACAUCUGCCAGUUCCUCAUGGAGAUCGGCAUUGUCAGGGAGGAGCAGUUGAAGGUCCACGGAUUUUAAAGUAAUGCUGUUGCUUCAAGACCAGGACCUCAUCAGCUUUUAGACUUUUCUGUUAUGUAUUGACCAAUAAAGUUCAGCCGCAUGUCUGAUGUAAAACUCUGAGGCAAUAAAAACACAAUGUCACAUUUUUUAAAGCGCAUAACACAAUCUCGCCUCUUAUUCACACCUUAUCCUCCAUCUCUGAUCUGAUUAUAGAAACAUGUACAAUUGUUGAAAAUGUAAAUGAACUCCCAAUGUCCUGUAUGUAUGCAACAUUACCUUCAGCACACCCAAGCAUGCAGUGUUUGCCCAUUGUGCCCUGUAACAGAUGGGUAUUGGGUCUGACAGGAGUCCAGUGUUGGACUGUAACCUGGCUGAUGUUUUUCUUAACAUCACUGCCCAGUGAAACAUCUGCAUGUAAAAUGGUGCUGUCAGGAAGCGGUCUUAUCAGAGGUACAAAAUUCCACUGAGCCACUUCCUGUCAUCUAUGCAAUAUCCUAGAUUAUCAGACCUUCUGCACAGCUGUAGAGUAAUGGAUGGAUACUCUUGGUCAUGUUAUUAGUCAGAGCUUGAUGUGUUGUCUGCUUUUUCUGGAUACCCUGGUUAAACCAGAUUAAACACUGCAGCGUUAACCAGCCUAUAUUGGGGAGUCUGCAGCAGAACAGAAGGGCCCUAGCUGCACUGUUAAUUUCUACAAAUCCCACACGGAGCUAGAGCCACAGGGUAAUCAGAUUCUGUGUUCGGUGUACGAACAAGCAAAGGAAAAGUGAGUGACUCAAUCGAUGCCUCCCUGAUGUCUCUUCCAUGGACAAACCUAACAAGUGCAUUGCGUUCAUAUUUGGCCAAAAAAUGUAAUCCGUUUAAACUGUAUGAUAUGAGGGAGAUGAUUGUGUUUUUUUGCCUCAAAGAAAAUACGUAUCUAAACUAUCACUCUCCCAAGAUGGAGAACUAUGCACAGGUGAUCAUCUGAAUAGGGACCAAGUUGUAUCGAUUUGGUGAUGGGAAGUUAGUGGUAGUGAUUGGCGUUUCAGGUCUUUUCAGUGAGCCUGCUUAUUUGGCUCUGUUCAUCUAAAAGAGCAUUUCAAUUGGCUCCCAAAUGGCUCUUUGUUCAGUAGCGCUUAAAACUAACUCAAACUGAUAAAAUGGCUAAUCUACAAAGUUGCAUAAUGUGUGUGGACCUGAAAAUGUCUCCUCACUGUUGCUCCUGCAGUGAGGAAUUACAAUCUUCAGAGGAUGUUUAUAUAAUUUAUCUGCAGAUAAUUGUCUGUAACUCUAAAAGCAGUAGCAACAGUAUGCCAAAUGAAUGGCUUUUUCACAAAUGUGAUUCACCAAAAAGCCGGUCGUUUACGAACGACCCAUCACUUGUUACUUGGUAGUUGUUCAAGACAAAUCACUAGCAUACUUUGAUACUAUUGGAAUUGGUCAUAGCUUGGAACCAAACUGAAAUGUUAUGUUUGCCUUUUGUUUUACUUCACAACAGAAUGUGAGCAGUUUAUUUUGGGUUAUCAGGCUACCUUUUUUUUUUGGGGGUUUGAUGUCUGACGUUCAGGAUUACAGGAUAAAAUCCCAGGGCAUUUGAUCACCUUUCUCAUCUUAAUCUCUAGUGCCUAAUCUCAAUUCUGUCAGUGAAAUCACAUUAUGAAGUUAGUUAGCUUGAUGCCAAAGACUCCGGUGAGCUAUAGCCAGGCUAUGCUGCAUGCAAUUUAUGGAGAAAGUAUGGUCACGUGUAAUUACCGAUUGAACGGUCUAUCAAUUAUGCCCUCUUUUUCUUGUCAAACUAUAAAUGUAACAUCUUGGCAACCUAUUCCCUAUUAGAGAAUAGGGCUGUUAGAAUGUGUCAUUUUGUUACUACAGACUACAAUUCAAUAUAAUGUGUUUUAUUAUAGUCUAAUUAUGGAUCUCAGAGAUUUGUUGCUAAAUGUUUUUUGUUGUAAAAAUGCAGUAAGUGCAGUUUGUUUUAUGUAUAUUUGAUAUGGAAAACCAUGCCCUAUAUAUGUAACAAAUCCUUCCUUCCUUGCAUGACAAAAUACUUUGUAUUUCCCUUUUAUUCAUUUAAUUUAUAUCAAUGACCCUGAACAGUUUUUAAUAGCAUGUUCUCUAUAUUAACCUUAAUACUAUAAUACAAUCAGGUUACAAUCUAUGUUUGAGUUGCAUUAGCCCUAUUUCCUCUCAUAUCUACAAUUGACCGUGUGACUUGUUAUGAGCAUACUGUAUAUGACCCAAUGAUAAUAUCUUCUAAUGACAAAUGUAAUUGCACAAUACAUUGUUUGAAUUUGC
This is a messenger RNA of Oncorhynchus keta (chum salmon), 2782 nucleotides long. It is a transcript of the gene eif1b, whose product is annotated as eukaryotic translation initiation factor 1B. Gene Ontology annotation, cellular component: eukaryotic 43S preinitiation complex. The transcript has 4 exons. Bases 185 to 526 code for a protein of 113 amino acids. Gene Ontology annotation, biological process: translational initiation. NCBI's taxonomy places the organism in Eukaryota, Metazoa, Chordata, Actinopteri, Salmoniformes, Salmonidae. Gene Ontology annotation, molecular function: ribosomal small subunit binding; translation initiation factor activity; RNA binding. The record is from RefSeq and is a predicted model, not a curated record.